This is a messenger RNA of Urocitellus parryii (Arctic ground squirrel), 1511 nucleotides long. RefSeq names its product interleukin 17 receptor B (gene Il17rb). Gene Ontology annotation, molecular function: interleukin-17 receptor activity. The record is from RefSeq and is a predicted model, not a curated record. NCBI's taxonomy places the organism in Eukaryota, Metazoa, Chordata, Mammalia, Rodentia, Sciuridae.
GUGGCCAGGCUAUGUUGCUUGUGCUGCUGAGCCUGGCCGCGCUAUGCUGGAGCGCCAUGCCCGGAGAGCCGACUAUUCAGUGUGGCUCUGAAACUGGGCCGUCUCCAGAGUGGAUGGUCCAACACAAUCUGACCCCAGGGGACUUGAGGGACCUCCGUGUGGAACUUGCUAAAACCAGUGCUGCAACAGAGGACUAUUCAAUUUUGAUGAACAUAAGCUGGAUACUCCGAGCAGAUGCCAGCAUCCGCUUGUUGAAGGCCACCAAGAUCUGUGUGACAGGCAAAAACAACUUCCAGUCAUAUGCCUGUGUGAGGUGCAACUACACGGAGGCCUUCCAGAGUCAGACCAGACCCUCUGGUGGCAAAUGGACAUUCUCCUACGUUGGCUUUCCCGUGGAGCUGAGCACGCUCUAUCUCAUUGGGGCCCAUAAUAUCCCCAAUGCAAAUAUGAAUGAAGACAGCCCUUCUUUGUCUGUGAACUUCACUUCACCAGGCUGCCUAGACCACAUAAUGAAAUACAAAAAAAAGUGUAUCAAGGCAGGAAGCCUGUGGGAUCCCAACAUCACUGCUUGUAAGAAGAAUGAGAAGAUGGUUGAAGUGAAUUUUACAACCAGUUCCCUUGGAAACAGAUACACGGUUCUUAUCCAACAGAGCACCAGCAUUUGGUUUUCUCAAGUGUUUGAGAACAAAACAAAGCGAACUUCGAUAGCCAUCCUAGUGACUGAGGAAAGCGAAGGUGCUGUGGUUCAGUUGAUUCCAUAUUUCCCUACCUGUGGCAACGACUGUAUCAGACGCAAAGGGACCGUGGUGCUUUGCCCAACGACAGUUGUCCCCUUCCCUCCAGAUAACAAUAGAAGCGUGCUAGGAGGCUGGCUGCCUUUGCUUCUCUCGUUGCUGCUAGUGGCCACCAUGGUGCUGGUGUUUGGGAUCUACCUAAUGUGGAGGCAUGAAAAGAUCAAGAACACUUCCCUUCCUACUACAAGGCUACUGCCCCUCAUUAAAGUUCUGGUGGUCCACCCAUCUGAAAUAUGUUUCCAUCACACAGUUUGUUACUUCACWGAAUUUCUUCAAAAUAACUGCAGAAGUGAGGUGAUCCUUGAAAAAUGGCAGAAAAAGAAAAUAGCUGAGAUGGGUCCAGUUCAGUGGCUUACCACUCAGAAGAAAGCAGCAGAUAAAGUAAUCUUCCUUCUUUCCAAUGAUGCCAAUACCAUGUGCGAUGAUACCUGUGGCCACAACGAGGGCAGCCCCAGUGAGAACUCUCAAGACCUGUUCCCCCUGGCCUUUAAUCUUUUCUGCAGUGAUCUGAGUAGCCAGACUCAUCUGCACAAAUACAUAGUGGUCUGCUUCAGAGGGGCUGAUCCCAAAGACAACUACAGUGCCCUCCAUGUCUGCCCUAAGUUCCACCUCAUGAAGGAUGCCGCGGCUCUCCAAACACAACUUCUCUGUGCCACACCGCACAUGUCAGUGGGGAAAUGGUCACAAGUCUGCCACAGCAGCUGUUCCCCCUUGUAG